Molecule: messenger RNA, 801 nt
Organism: Maniola jurtina (meadow brown)
Lineage: Eukaryota; Metazoa; Arthropoda; Insecta; Lepidoptera; Nymphalidae
Gene: CPR57
Product: cuticle protein 7-like
Exons: 3
Coding region: 88-669 (193 amino acids)
Cellular component (GO): extracellular matrix
Source: RefSeq, a predicted model, not a curated record
AAAACCGAUCGGCGUUACAGUUCUUUAUCAAAUAUCAAAGCAACUUAUUUCACUGCGUGCGUAGUUGAGGAAAUAUAAAAACUGAAAAUGUUUUCAUUUGUCGCGAUUGCCUGCCUUGUCGGAGCCGUAGCCGCCGCUCCGUCCGGCUACGGAGGCCUUGGUGCAAUCGCAGUGGACAGUUAUUCUGUCCCACGCUAUGAAUUCAACUACGCCGUAAAUGACCCAUCCACCGGCGACAAUAAAGCCCAAUCUGAAGUGAGAGAUGGCGAUGUCGUCAAGGGCUCAUACUCCCUGACAGAACCCGACGGUACCUUGAGAGUGGUGGAGUACACCGCCGACGCCGUGCGCGGUUUCAACGCGAUCGUCAAACGGAUCGGCGCUGCCGGCCACCCACAGACCGUACAAUUAGCCCCAAUUGUUACCAAACAAAUCGUCCAACCAGUUGUUAAACAAGUUGCAGCACCAAUCAUUGAACCAGUCGUAGCACAAGUCUCGCAAAUCGCGGAACCUAUCAAUGAUUACGCUGCAGAUCUUGGAACCCUCGACCUGGGAGGUUGGGGCAACGGAUUGGGACUGGGAUUAGGAGGACUCGGAGGUCUAGGCUCAUGGGACCUUGGCAACCUGGGUCUCGGUCUCACCAGCCUAGGUCAAGGAGGAUGGAAACACUAAAUUCUAAGUCUGUGUAAAUAGUAUUAUAGUUCUUCAGUCUGAACGUGUUGUGCCUGUGUUCCAUCAACGCGUUUGGUGACGAGAUUCUUAUAGUGCCUGUGUAAGACUUAGAUAACAUUAGGUUAGGUAAUU